Molecule: messenger RNA, 3459 nt
Organism: Syngnathus typhle (broad-nosed pipefish)
Lineage: Eukaryota; Metazoa; Chordata; Actinopteri; Syngnathiformes; Syngnathidae
Product: transcription factor IIIB 90 kDa subunit-like
Exons: 19
Coding region: 398-2455 (685 amino acids)
Biological process (GO): transcription by RNA polymerase III; DNA-templated transcription initiation; transcription preinitiation complex assembly
Cellular component (GO): transcription factor TFIIIB complex; transcription preinitiation complex; nucleus
Molecular function (GO): RNA polymerase III general transcription initiation factor activity; RNA polymerase III type 3 promoter sequence-specific DNA binding; TBP-class protein binding
Source: RefSeq, a predicted model, not a curated record
CGAGCACGCACGUGUCUUGUGUAUACGCGUGUCUAUUUUUCUUCUGACAAUUUAACCAAGUUCAGGUUCACUACUACUUUUAUUAAAUAGGCACAUACUUUAGAGAAACACCUACCCACCCACACAAGUGUUUUUGAGGGGGCGGGAGGCGCGCACGCGCACGUCACUCCACGCCGGAUUUCAGGUACUAAUGUGCACGCGCGGGCACGUGUAGAGUGUCCACCGGCUUCAGCUCGCUAGUUCCAGCACGCGACAUUCAGAAUAAAGUGUGCCUUCGUGGGACCUUUUUUUUUUCUUUUCUGGCGUGUCGCCGAAUUGACGCGUGGCUGGAGCGAGCAGUGGACGGCGGCGGUGCCACGUAGCUAGCCGGCUAAACGCGUGCGCGAGAGAGGCUAAGAUGACCCGGGUGUGCAAGAACUGUGGCAGUUCUGACGUGGACGUGGACCAUGCGCGCGGGGACGCCGUCUGCAUGGCCUGCGGGUCCGUCCUGGAGGACAACAUCAUCGUCUCCGAGGUGGAGUUUGUUGAGUCGGGAGGAGGACGCUCGCUUGCGGCCUCGCAGUUUGUCUCUUCGGAAGGUGGCGCCAAGAAUCCGUCGUUCGGAGACGGUCAUCUGGCCCACUCGGGAAAUGAGUCGCGGGCGCAAACACUCUACAGAGCCAAGCAGCACAUUGGUGUCCUAGGCCACCAGCUUCAGCUGAACCAGCACUGCCUGGACACGGCCUUCAACUUCUACAAGAUGGCACUGGCCAAGCGCCUGACGUGCGGGCGCAAGGCGGCGCACACGGUGGCCGCCUGCAUCUACUUGGUGUGCCGCACUGAAGGAACUCCGCACAUGUUGUUGGACCUCAGCGACAUCGUUCAGGUGAACGUGUACACUUUGGGAAAAACCUUCUUGGCACUCUCCAGAGACCUUUGCAUCAAACCUCCUGCCAUAGACCCGUGCCUCUACAUCCCGCGUUUCGCUCAGCUGCUGGAGUUCGGCGACAAGAACCACGACGUGGCUAUGACGGCGCUGAGGCUGGUGCAGAGGAUGAAGCGGGACUGGAUGCACACCGGACGAAGGCCCUCCGGACUCUGCGGGGCCGCUCUCGUGGUUGCCGCUCGCAUGCACGACUUUUGCCGCACGACCAAAGAAAUCAUCAAUGUGGUCAAAGUGUGCGACAGCACGCUGAGAAAAAGACUAGCAGAGUUUUCGGACACGCCCACCAGCCUGCUGACAGUGGAGGAGUUCAUGAAGGUGGACUUGGAGCAGGAGUGCGAUCCUCCCUGCUUCACAGCUGGACUGCGCAAGAUAAAAGCCCAGCAGCUAGAGGCGGAGCUCACCAAGAAGAUGGACGACAUUGAAGGAGAGAUCGAAAGCUACCAGGACCAAAUCGAGUCAGAGCUGGAAAGCAGCCGACCCAAACUCAAAGGAAUUUACGCCGCCUACACCAAACAAGACUUUCAGCAGCACGUGAACGAGGCCCUGGGCGCAUCCCCCGAGCCGGAGGAAGAGGACCAAAAAGAGACGGAGGAGGACGAGGACGUUCUGGAGGCGGUGGCCAAACACUUUGGCAAAGAUCUGGCCGAGCUCACCCUGGAGAAGCUCAUCGAGUUGGAGCAGAUCGGGGCCGCAUCUGAAGACCCGCACCGGCAGGAGCCCAAGAGGAAAGGACCUACGCUGGCGUCCAUCUUGGGAGCCAGCCUGCCCACCGCCGCUUCGCUCGGCCUCAACAACUCUUGCGCCAAAGAGGAGCAAGAUGACGAAACUUCUGCUGAAGGCGGCGAGCUGGACCUAAACGGCAUCGAUGAUAGCGAGAUCGAGCUGUACCUGCUGAGUGAAAAGGAGAUCAAGGUCAAGACAGCUCUCUGGAUGGCUGAGAACUCAGACUACCUCAAAGAACAGAAAGAAAAGGAGGCCAAGAUUGCCAAGGAGAAGGAGUUGGGCAUCUACAAGGAAAAGAAGAAGCGAGUGACGGCGAAGCGGGUGGCCAUCCGGGCCGACACGGCUGAUGAGGCCAUUGAGAAAAUGCUGGAGCAGAAGAAGAUCUCCAGCAAGAUCAACUACGAUGUGCUCAAGGACCUCAACAUCAAGAACGCAGCCGGCCCCGCUCCCAAGUCCCCCCGGGGUCUUGAAACCGGCAUGACCGGGCUGAACGGACGUUAUCAAAGGCCGGGACGGGCCUCGCUCAAUCUCAGCACGCCGCUCAGCUCGCUGGGGAAAAGGUUGCAGCCAUUUGUGAGCGGGCGACCUGGCAAGAAGAUGGCUGUACAGCAGCCCUCCAGCGCAGCCCCCGUGGCCGUGGCGGCGCCGGCGCCACCGUCCGUGUUGGUGGAGAGCGGCCCGGUGGCCUAUGACGACCCGGCGGGCGAGGAGGACGAGGACGAUGAAGAGGACGCCUGCGUAAGCGUCAUAGAGCUGAUGGGCAGUCAAGAAAAUUACGGCUGCGAUGAUUACGACGACGGCUUCUAGCGGCGGCUAGUUUUGUCCUUUGACGUCGCACCGCUUUGCAUACUUGAAGGGACGCAGCCUUUACCAGAACAAGAUGGCGGAUUCCGCGGAGAAGGGUCACACAUCUGUCGUUGGGCAGCUAAGAUGGCACCGGCGACACACGUCUCGUUUGGAACAAAGUCGCCACAAUGACGUGUGGUAAAACUUCACCAUGUAAGCAAGUACUCAAGAAAUGUUUGUACUUCCUGUUUGGACAUGAAGUGGCUUAAGUGCGUAAAAAGCGUCAAAUCUCCAGAGCUCUUCAAGCUUGUUGGUUUGCACCUCAAGGGAAACAAAAGCAUGAGUUCCUUUUCAUUUAUUUAUUAACAUUAGCUGGCACGCUUCUGCUGCGGCGAAAGCGGCCAUUCUUUGAAUGAAGAAUAUUACUGGUGCGGAAGUUAUUUUUUUUCUGGACACUUUCAAAGAUGGCUUCCAGUGAGUGAGCAUUUUUGUUUUUGUUUGCUUUUUUGAAUUUUACAAAAGUGCCCACUGAGGGUGUCGCUAAGGUGAUGGUGGCGUAGUGAUCACAUGUGGACAGCAUACGACAUCACAUGAUCUCACAUUUCAUGACGUCUCAAUUGUGACGGCUGUGGCUCAGGCAGUAGAGGGGGUCGUUAGGAACCGGAGGGUUGGUGGUUCGAUCCCAACUCUGUCACAGUCACAUGUCAUUGUGUCCUUGGGCAAGACACUUCAUACACCUUGCCUCCAGGUCGCCAUUGUAAAUGAGAAAGUGUUCUCAAUUGGCUUACCUGGUAAAACAUUGAAUGAAGAAAAACAAUUUCAGAUGAUAUCGCUUAAUGUCAUUUUGGCCUUGUCGCACGUGCUGUUCAUGUGACAUCAAGUCAUGUGUCACAUGAUAUCACAUCAUGUGGCUUGUCACCUUUCACGUGUUCCAACCAUAAGAACGUGUCCAGCAAACAGGAAGUAAACAUGUCAGUAUGGCACAAAAGUCAUCUAGAUUAAUAAAUUUUUCCCAAGCAUGCAAA